AUGCACCCUACAGCUCUUUUAGAAGCACAGCUGGCUCUCGGCGAUUCGUUUCUUGCUGAGCUCGAGCAAUUGCGGGGUACCACUUCUGUCAUUAACUUCAACAACACCAAGCAGUUCGAUGCGCUUCUUUCCUAUUUGGAAGCACUGGUAUUGGGCACUUUCACCCUGGUGCCUUCCGUCAAUGUCCUCCACAUUCUUUUCACGCUAGCUGCACGAUGUCCGAAUGCUAAUUGGACACAUUCGCCUUCAUCUAUGGUACCAGAAACCUCAGACUACAUGAAGCUGGUCAAUCGCGACUACGAUGCGGUUUUGGCUAAGAGUCUGCUUCAAGCACGCUCACAUGCGCUUCUUGAGCGGUACCUUAUAUUGCUACAGUCAGAUGUACAUAGUCAGUCUGACAUAUCUGGUGGCAUGCCACAAAAAGGACUGAUGCGGUCUCAUCCAUCCCGAAUAGAGCGAGAGGCUUUGCGACUACUACAUAUUCGUUUUGAAAAGGCGAUAGCCGCUUUAGUGCCUAUGAAGAAAGACUUUUUCACUCGCCGACGUCUGCCAUCACCUCUUCUUUCUACCCCAGAGCAAAUGGCUGUUGUGGAAGUCAUCUCUGACUCGGAAGGACUGGAUAGCCUCAUAGACGAAGAGCCAAUACGUCUGUUCUCUGUUCCUGUUGCUGUCACUUCAUUAUCAGACCUCGGUCGUAAAACAUCUGGCCUCGGAGAAACCACUGCUCUAUUCGAAUCUAUGCCCCAUCUUCUGGCACAUGCUACGCCAGAGCCAGAAAUCCAUGGUGCCAAAGGAGUAAACCCAAAUUUUGAAGAAGCAACGGACACAGAAGCGAAAGCAAAUCGAAAGAGCAAAAUGAAGGAUCGAUCACAUGCGCCAGAAAAGAAGACUGAUGGUCCGAAGCGUAGGGUUUAUGGGACUCAGAAAGAAAAGCGGAGCAAAAAUCUGAAGAAACUAAAGUCUGACUCCUUGAGCGCUGUAUCUUGUCUUCGUGUUUUUGAUGAUGUUGUACUCGCUAAGGCGAUUGAUCCAAACGAUGGAUAUGAUUUCUGGGCUUUGCUUCGAUGGGCUUUUACGUGUGCUGAUGCUUCAUCCCAGUACCAGAAGUUCCUCUUCAAUUCGGCGAAUACCCAUGUUCACUGUAUCUAUCGCUCAUACGAAAGUGUCUUUGAUAUAGUGUUUCGUUUUCUUUCUCUUCAGUUUCAGUGUCAAAACUUUUCUCUACUUGAUAGAGCUCUUCGUCUUAUCGGUCCUCCUCGAACAGUCUAUGAAAGAGCAGUCGAAUAUAUUCUCACAGGCCUCGGCCAGGCUACGAGCUCUACACCUUAUCCGUGCUAUGUUCGGGAAAGACUGCUUCUAAAACAUGACCCCUUGGUUCAGAACUCACAAUGCAAGACCUUUCUUGAAUAUACUGACAAUCAACACUCCAUGCGUUUACGUUUUCGUAUCGCAGUGACAUUAUAUCUUUAUGAAAAACGUGCCGGCAGCAUUGAACUAUUAAUCGCAUUGGCAGAAAAGCUUUUGACCUUAGAUUUCUGCCACUUAAAGUCCUUUUUCGAUACAUAUCCUCUUCUGGAAACUUUGGGCAUUACGUGUUCUGUGGCAACACCUUUUCUAAAUCACUUGGGCUCUAUAUUACUUGACAAGUUGACUGGCUUACAACUAAAUCUCUAUGACACGACGAAAGAUGACUAUGCCCGACUACAGCAAAUCUUGCUGGCAAUUACUUCAGAAAAGGUAUAUUCCAAUAUUUCAAACGACUAUUCCCUUCCGAGCUUUGAUCAUUUCUGGAAAAAAUGGCAAAGUACCAUCUUCCUUUUCCAGUGGCUUUUACUUCAAACUCUUUCGUACGAACAAGUCGAAUAUCCAAUUUCAAUCGUGAACUCCUUGGAAAAAGCUGACGGACAUAUCAAGCAUUUUUAUCACGACUUUUUGGAUAGCCACUGGGACGAUGCAGAUGUCCAGGCCGAAGAUCUCAAUUUUACACUAUCACUGUCGGAAAUUACACAAUACAAACAACGAGAAAUGAUCAGUUACAUGGAUGUUUUCAAACAUAGAUUUCCUAAUGCCGUGAGCACUUUUACAGUGUGA
Clavispora lusitaniae ATCC 42720 is the source of this 2091-nucleotide messenger RNA. RefSeq lists its product as uncharacterized. The record is from RefSeq and is a predicted model, not a curated record. Lineage: Eukaryota; Fungi; Ascomycota; Pichiomycetes; Serinales; Metschnikowiaceae.